Brassica napus (rape) is the source of this 1216-nucleotide messenger RNA. RefSeq names its product xyloglucan endotransglucosylase/hydrolase protein 9. Gene Ontology annotation, molecular function: xyloglucan:xyloglucosyl transferase activity; hydrolase activity, hydrolyzing O-glycosyl compounds. Bases 223 to 1095 code for a protein of 290 amino acids. Gene Ontology annotation, cellular component: apoplast; cell wall. The record is from RefSeq and is a predicted model, not a curated record. NCBI's taxonomy places the organism in Eukaryota, Viridiplantae, Streptophyta, Magnoliopsida, Brassicales, Brassicaceae. The transcript has 4 exons. Gene Ontology annotation, biological process: cell wall biogenesis; xyloglucan metabolic process.
UAAAGAUGGUGUUUUUUUUGUCUACUUGCAAAUGUCCUGAAUCACACGUCGAAUCCAACGUGGCACCUCUCUCCAUUGUAUGCCAGCUCACUCACACUCUCUCCUCUUGGCUUUAUAAACCCACUCCUCUCUCGUUUGUCUCCUCCACCGAGUCAAGUGUUUGAGACUGUUGAGUGAGUUCUGAUAUAAAGAGAGAGAGAGAGAGAGGAUUAAGAAAACAAAAUGGUGGGCAUGGGUUGGUUCAUGUGUAUGAUGAUGAUGGUGUGUGUGGUUUCUUGUGGUGAAGCUGCUCCUGGAGCUAAGUUCGAGGAACUCUACCGCUCUAGCUGGGCUAUGGAUCACUGUGUCAACGAUGGAGAAGUCACAAAACUCAAGCUUGACAACUCCUCUGGAGCUGGGUUCGAGUCGAGAAGCAAGUACCUGUUCGGUAAAGUCUCUAUCCAGAUUAAGCUCGUCGAGGGUGACUCAGCAGGAACCGUCACUGCUUUCUACAUGUCUUCAGAAGGCUCGAACCACAACGAGUUUGACUUCGAGUUCUUAGGCAACACGACCGGCGAGCCUUACAUAGUCCAGACAAACGUCUACGUGAACGGAGUUGGAAACAGAGAGCAAAGACUCAACCUUUGGUUCGAUCCCACCACUGAGUUCCACACUUACUCUAUCCUCUGGAGUAAACGCAGCGUUGUGUUUAUGGUAGAUGAGACUCCUAUUCGUGUCCACAAGAAUCUUGAAGACAAAGGCAUCCCAUUUGCUAAAGACCAAGCGAUGGGAGUGUACAGUUCGAUCUGGAACGCUGAUGAUUGGGCAACACAAGGAGGUCUUGUGAAAACGGAUUGGAGUCACGCGCCUUUCAUUGCUUCUUACAAAGAUUUCAAGAUUGAUGCUUGCGAGGUUCCGACAACGGCUGAUCUAAGCAAGUGUAGUGGGGAAGAGCAGAGAUUCUGGUGGGAUGAGCCGACUGUGUCUGAGCUGAGUCUUCAUCAGAAUCAUCAGCUUAUUUGGGUUAGAGCUAACCAUAUGAUUUAUGAUUAUUGUUUUGAUGCGGCGAGGUUUCCUGUUACUCCUCUUGAGUGCCAGCACCAUCGUCAUUUGUAGUCUAAGGGACAAUGUUUGUGUCUUAACUUUAGUCAACAAGUUGUUGUGAUGAAAGAGAACAUGUUGUGGCUCUUUGAUGAUUCUGUUUUUUAUAUAUAAAUAAUCAAUUAUCUUUUGAUUU